Messenger RNA from Stylophora pistillata, 1341 nucleotides. Its product is annotated as protein SLC31A2. The record is from RefSeq and is a predicted model, not a curated record. Lineage: Eukaryota; Metazoa; Cnidaria; Anthozoa; Scleractinia; Pocilloporidae. Gene Ontology annotation, molecular function: copper ion transmembrane transporter activity. Gene Ontology annotation, cellular component: membrane. Gene Ontology annotation, biological process: copper ion transmembrane transport.
AAAUAGAAGACUCCGACUCCACAAACAGACUGACAGUUUUGUUGUUGUUUCUCAUCUUCAAUACCAGCGCUUUCACUUCGUCCCACAUUCCGACUCAUUCCACAGCUCCCAAGGUUUCUAUUUACACCAUGACGCUGACCUUUGCUGGAGAGAUGCAAGUGCUUCUUCGGCAGUGGAAGGUGACUUCUAUAAACGGAUUAGGUGGAUCAUUGAUUGCAGUGUUUUCCCUUGCUGUAUUAUACGAGUUUCUGUCUUCAUAUCACAGAUAUCUCGGUCUACCCAACGGAAGAGGAAAAAUCACUCAGGAAUUCGGUAGUAACAAGAGUAUACUUGAUCACCUCCUGAGGACAAGUUCUUAUAUUCUGUCAGCGAUAACAGGUUACUUGUUGAUGCUUGUGGUGAACACUUUUAACGUUUGGCUCUUUGUGUCUGUUGUGGUUGGAUUGGGCUUUGGUUUCUUUCUAUCGAAUCCGCUGUACAUGACGUAUCGAAAUAUGGAGUUACAACGAAGAACACAAGAUCAAAGGAACAACAAUGGCGUUCAGAGGCGAUCAAAACGCGACAAACAGAAUGAAAAAUCACUGGCUUGAUCUGAGUUGCUAAAUGGAAACGUUUAUCUCGUCACCGCGCGUACGUUUCGGUACAAGAGGAAAGAAAAACCGUUUGCAAGAAUUCAGAUAGACUACGACCAUUCCCUCCUUUUUGGCGAAGUCCGUCGCGCGAGUUCGAAAAAAUCAGCGAAAAACAAAAAGGGGGGCUAGCACUCCACAUGAAACUCUGGAACACUGAUUUUAUUAGACUUGCGCAACGGACUUCACCGAAAAGGAGGAACUGGUCGUUGUCUAGAAUCCAGUAAUGGAAGGAGGGAACUGAAACAUACGAAUUUGUUUCAAUGCGGUCAGCAGCUUAUUCCACCUCAACCUUUUACCUCCCAGUGUUUAAUUAGAAAUUCACUCUCCAAGUUGAUAUAUAGUUUCUUGAAAUUUAGUCAGGCGAACCUGAUGUAAUAUCAAGAUACUAUUAUCCAGCUGCAUUGGAAAGAGUACACAUAUAGCGCGAAUUGAGUCUAUAUCAUGUGGUCAUAAUUUCACGUUGGUUAUUUUGUGGUGUAAAAAAACCUGUUUAACCAGUCGGCUGCGCGCGCUACGCUUCUCUAUCUGCUUCGCUUUUCCCGCCUUGCGUGGAAAGCGCAUUGUGUUUUGUAGCUUACCCUUCGGGCUCGUAAAAUACGGCACAAUUCGUAAAAUACUCACCAAUACUACAUAUCAAAACGUCUAAUUAACAAUUAUCCCACGAGCGCGCGUUGGAUAUGAGAUGAUAGAUAGCCAACGAGGCGCGUAG